AUUCCCUACGGUCACCCGUCCAUCUUCACCUCGGCAUUUCUGAAUAUGGUUGCCUGCGUCAUAUAUAAACCCCUCGGGUUACUUAUAUGCAUAAUUUGUGAGAUCGGUAUCUCCACUAAAUGUCUCUCUUCCCACCGACAGAAGCAUCACGACGUGCCCGCGCUUACCGCCGAACAGAUCUCGGCGUUGGAGGCCUACAAACUUCAUGAGUCGGACAUCUUCGAGGACUGGGACAAUGCCAGCCCCGUUGUUCCCGGGAUCCCCUAUCAAGAAGGAUAUAUGUGCACGUUUCAGGGCUGCUGCUUCGCCACCACCUCAGAGCAGCGUAUCCGAACUCACAACAACCGUCAUCUCACUCGCAACAAUUGGAAGAGCUGCACUGUGCAGGCUCUUUAUGCCAGCAUGCAAAUAAAGUACCCGGUAGUCGUCCCUGACUCUCCUCCUGCACUACAUGCAGCUCCACCAGGGUCUCAAGAUUUGCUCGACCAGGUGGAAUCCUUCUACGAGCAGCACCGCGUUCUGCACAAGGGACGUUUGGGACCGCCUAUGGACAGAGCUCACCUGAACCCUUUUCUGGCCAAGUAUAACUGGCUGGAGGUGAUCAAGGAUGAGUCGCCUUCUGAUAUCGUGGAGUGGGUAAAGAUGCCUGAGAGAGAUGAAGGCGAGUUGACCGGCAUCCUGCCGUGUUUUCAGCGUUAUUUUGGCGAGAUAAUCAAGCUGCUGACCGAUGAGAAUGCAUUUCGAAAGACUCGGAUACUGCGGGCUGUCAACACCACAAAAUCUCUCCAUGACCUCAAUAAUCGACCCUUCAAAGCACCGAUGCGAAAGCAAACGGUCCACCGCUACGUGGCAACAUUUGCCAAGUUGAUCGCAUUUGUAUGUCGAGCAAAGGACGGUCAUCUCAAACGUGCCAGCAACUCCACGGUUCGAAAGGUAGCUCUGGCGAGCAAUAUACAGCGCCGUAGCAAGCAACUUCUUAUCAGCAUGGACGAACGCCAGGCCGCUCAUUCAGCUUCCCAUGAGCUGGCAAUGGUACUGCUAACGACACUGUAUCCGCCUACGACGCCUCUUGAAUGCCCAGGCAAGCUCUUUCUCAUCUUCAGCUGCGUCAAGCUUUCCGGUCAAAUACUGGAUCCCAUCCACAUAAAUCCAUUUAUGAGCGAGUUGAGAUGGUGUUUGAGAGCCGCGGCUUUCUAUCAGAUUUGUCUGUUGUUCGAAAACGCUCCCACUUUGAUUUUGGAGAACAAUCCACAGGCUCUGAUUGAAGAAGUCCACAGGUGGCUCCGGGAUGAUUGCAUGAAUCUUUUUGGCGACCUGCUGGAGAUAGGACAUUUUCUCUCGUUUGUCACUGCCAACACGUCCCUGCUUCCCCGAAUGAUGUGGGCAGAUCUUGAAGGCUCCGCUCUCAGUUUUGAUGGACGACUUAUUGCUAUUGCCGACGUCGUAAAUCUGUACCGCAUCCUCAUGGAGGAGACAAAGGUUCAGCUGUAUGAAGUUGUGCUAUUGGGGGCUGCUUUACCGAACAUCGAUCAGGAGCACAUUUACGAUGAUUUGAGUUGCCUUGAUCAGGACUACUCAUUUCUAUCCGACAGAAGGAACCGGUUCUGGGAGCAUGGAUCAGCGUUGAUGAAAGAAAUGAUGUCGACUUUCUCUAAGCGUUUUGUCGCGUCGCACAACUCUAGCGGCGUGGUGUGGCACCAGGGCCAAGUCAGGCGCUGGAUGAAGGAUUGCGAGGACUGCCUUCAGAAGCUUUUUCUUCUCUAUCAUCUGGGCUCUGGACAGCCUGCUCGAGGCACCGAGCUUGCCAUCAUGUCCUGGAAAAACACCAACAUUCACCCUAGGAACGUCUACUGGUUCUCCGGCCAUUUGAACUUCGUGUCGCGCUAUAACAAAACUCAGACCAACCAGGAGAAGGAGCGGGUCAUUUCUCGGAGCAUGCCUCCAGAAGCUGCUCAGCUGAUGAUAGCGUACCUCACGUUCACUUUAGCCGUGCUCGCUCUCUACCUCAGCUCCGAUGGGCAAGACUUUCAGUCUUCCGCUGGAUAUGAAGAACAUCUGUUUAACGGGCUGCAUGGGCCAUGGGACUCGGAUGACUUCUCCGACAUCCUUAUCGCCCAUACCGGUAGACCAGUCUCCGAGGGUGGACUGGGUCAUCCCAUGGGCCUGGCCGACAUUCGGCACCUUCUUAUUGGCGUCAUGCGCAAGAACUGCAAACGUCUUGUAUCUGAUCUUGACUUAGAACACUACUUUGACGAGCAGAGUGGGCACCAGGGGGAGGUUGCAAGGGGGUAUGCGGUUGACCACUCAUAUGUCCAGUCCGUCUCAAGCGAUCACCUGCAAAAGUUUGUGGCUCUUAGCCGCGCUCAUCACGCCCUUCUCUUCCCUCCAGCUGCUCCUGCCACCUCCCUGCCAGGCCACUCCCCGCAGGAAAAGCCGCUUCCCAUCGAUGUUGAUGUUCAUAUGCUAUCGGAAUUAGCUAUCGCGCCUCUGCAAUCUGCCCUAACGCCCUUGGUGGUGAAAGCGAUAUCAGACGCUUUUGCAGCAUAUACCUUUCGUCAAACCUCUCAGCCAGUUCAGGAGCUCUGUGCAGGUCCCCCUCCCAUCAACCCCCUGCGCUUUCAGGAACUUCGGUGCCUCAUGGGUCGUAAUGCUUCCUUUAAAUCCAUAGAGCAGGCCCGUGCUUCGGAGGCUGUCAGUGCCAGGCUCAAGGACCUAAUCAUUGUCCUCGGCACUGGGGAGGGAAAGACCCUUCUUUAUAUGAUGCCAGCAGUCAGCAUUGCGGAGAAAAACCUUGCAUCAGUUGUGAUCGUUCCUCUCAAGGCCUUAUUGGAUGAGCUUCGCGCUCGCUUUGAGGACAAAGGCCUGCUCACCUUGACCUGGAGCCCUGGAACAAAGACUUAUGACGCCAGGACCAUCUUUGUUUCUGUGGAGCAGCUAGAAUGUCCAUCGUUUUUCGAUUAUCUCCGAGAAGGUGUUCAGAAAGGCGCUCUCUCCCGCAUCGUCAUAGAAGAAUCUCAUUAUGCCUUAACCUCCAAGCGCUAUAGACCAUGUCUGCUGCUUAUGCCCCGCCUGCGCCAACUCCCCCUACAAAUUGUUGCAUGUACAGCAACACUGCCUCCCGCCACCAUCCCCCGAUUCUUGCAACAUUUCCAGAUGCUCUCCGGUGCUACUGAGAUUAUCCGCGGUGACACUACUAGGAAGGAUAUUUCAUUCAAUGCAUUCACCAUUGUGGCCGGUCAGCUUGCCAUUCCCUCCUCGCUGCGCUUUCGAGAUGCCCAGAAGCGAGAGCAAAGUUACCUCGCGUGGCUCGCGGGCUUGCUUCUGAAUUUACCGGUAGCGGAUAAAAUACUUGUGUUCUGUCAAACGAAGGCGACUGCUCAGGCAAUGGCCAAGGCCUCAAACACUGAAUUUUACCAUUCAGAGCUGCCCGACGAGGAAAAAAAGAAAACCCUGGACGGCUUCAAAGUUGGUGUUGGCGCGCUCCGCGUGCUCUACACUACGUCGGCACUCUCUGCGGGCUUAGAUAUCCGGGACAUACGAGCAAUUGUCCACCUGCGUAAGCCAAGCAACAUGCUGGAUUACGGGCAAGAAUUUGGUCGCGGAUGCCGGGAUGGCAAACCAGGAUGGUCGUUUGUAUUUCAUGACCCAAAGCAGAAGCCUUUGGCUUUACAGGCAGGUCAAGAUGAUACCGGGGUGUCGGAGAUGGCUUCAUGGUUGUCCGUACCAGCGUGUAGGAGAUUAGGUUUGUCGUCGUUCUUUGAUGGCAGGGCUUCUAGCUGCCUUGAAAUGGUGACGGUGCAACUUUGUGAUAUCUGUCAGAUGAUGGUAGCCAAGGUAUUAUUAAUGCUCUCAUAA
This is a messenger RNA of Suillus discolor, 3855 nucleotides long. RefSeq lists its product as uncharacterized. The transcript has 4 exons. The record is from RefSeq and is a predicted model, not a curated record. Gene Ontology annotation, molecular function: 3'-5' DNA helicase activity; four-way junction helicase activity; nucleic acid binding. NCBI's taxonomy places the organism in Eukaryota, Fungi, Basidiomycota, Agaricomycetes, Boletales, Suillaceae. The annotation marks the transcript as partial. Gene Ontology annotation, cellular component: chromosome; cytoplasm. Gene Ontology annotation, biological process: double-strand break repair via homologous recombination.